This is a messenger RNA of Psylliodes chrysocephalus, 2179 nucleotides long. NCBI's taxonomy places the organism in Eukaryota, Metazoa, Arthropoda, Insecta, Coleoptera, Chrysomelidae. The record is from the annotation of a GenBank genome assembly.
AUCGAACAUGCCACUAGCCUCUAUAAUGAAAUCAUUUUUUAUAAGGGUUACACUAUUGAAGGAGAAAUUUCACAACUCUCUACCUAGCAGUGAAUUCACACUAAAAUGUUUAUUGAGCAACUUUACAAAUAUUGUGCAAAAUUCCUAUGCAGGGUACCUACUCAAGGCCACUGAACUGUGAGUCACACAAUUCUUAUUAAAACCUAUGCAUCACAAAUUCACAAAUCGACAAACUAAUUCACAAUCACAACAUUGACUAUUUAAUAUUUGGAGUUCAGCCCUGAUCGACUUUGAUAAGAAUGACAGAACACUACAAUGUCAUCAAAAGUAGGAAUAAGCAAUGUUUUACUCACCAAUAGUUGGUAUAGUUGUUACAAUUUCUCCUAAUUUUAGUUUAUAUAAAAUUGUGGUUUUACCAGCAGCAUCUAAACCUACCAUCAAUAUCCUCAUUUCCUUUUUGCCAAAGAGGCCUUUAAAUAAAUUCGCAAACACAUUACCCAUUGUGAUUGCUUAUGAUAUAAACCUGAAAAAAAAUACAAACCGUUAUUUUGAAAAACGCUAACACAUUCACCCGUCCUCCCAAAAAAUUAUCUGAUGUCAAUAUGGCGGACUAAGAAGAGAAUCGCACUUCAUGCCACGUCUUGAGAACCAGCGUGUCGUAUUGGCCGGCGCAUGACACGUGACCUUUAGUCAUCGUUCUCUAACCUGAAAACAUGGCACGUUUUAAACAUUAAUGAAAAAAAUACAAUCUAGUUUUCGAAGUAUUUAUUAAAAAUGCCAUAUCCGAACUCUCCUUUCGUAGAAAAUUUUAAUUCCAAACUGAUUAACAGCUUAUUAGUAGAAAAAAGUGAAAACAAAAAAACGAUUUCAAACGAUGAUUUAAAUAAAAUUCUUAAAUGGCUGUGCUCAUCGCCUAAAUUAACAUCAAUACGAGUAAAUACCCUAAAGGCAGACGUAGAAAAAGCUCUACAAACAAUUAAAUCCCAUUUUGCAACAUCGCAGCCACUAAAAAUGUUCGUUCAUCCUUGUCUUUCUAAUACUAUACUGAUUGAAAGCGAAGAUAUUAGCAAGAAAACUUUUCCAAAAUUUGAAAAAGAAAUAAUAGUAGACACGGAAUGUGGUUGUGCGGUACUUAGAGGUGCACAUAUUUUUGCACCUGGUGUUUUAGGAAUGGUUUCAGGUUGCCAAGUCGAUGAUAAUGUCAGCAUUUACGCCGAUAUUGCAAAAAAGUGUAAAAAAGGUUUGCAAAAAGUGUACGAGGGGCAAAAAUUGUUCAUUGGAAAUGGUAGAGUUAAGAUGCAACGUCAUCAAUUGUUUGGCAAAAAUAUUACGUCGAGUGGCGUUGCAGUAGAAAUUAUGGAAACAAUUUCAGGAUGUUUGGCUAUAAGCGAUAAUGUUUUAUCGUUGGGACAUGGUUUGCUUCAAAAUUUGCCUUCGAUAUUAUGUGUUCAGGCAUUAACGCCACUGCCCGGUGAUGUUGUAUUGGAUAUGUGUGCAUCUCCUGGAAAUAAGACCACGCAUAUAGCAGAAUUAAUGAAAAACGAAGGAACUUUAAUUGCGAUAGACAAGACUCCAAGAAAAGUAAAUCAAUUAAAAAUUCGUUGCAAAGAUUUUGAAUCCGAGGUUUUUGCUUUUCAAGCAGAUUCCACGUCGAUAGUAGAAAAAGAAAACCAUUUGAACUCCAGAAACGUAACUGACGGUCCACCGUUUUUGGCCGAAACGUUCGACAAAGUAUUACUCGACGCGCCCUGUAGCGUGUUGGGCAAGCGACCGCAGUUGGCCAAUAGAAUGUCGGAAAACGAAAUAAAGUCGUAUGUCCCUUUGCAGAGAAAACUGUUAGAAGCGGCAGUAGAUCUGCUGAAACCUGGAGGAAAAAUGGUUUACAGCACUUGUACCAUAACCUUGGCAGAAAACGAAGGAUUGGUAGCGUGGGCGUUACGGAAAUUUCCUAAUCUCAAGUUAGUUAAGCCUGAUUUAAGUUUAGGAGGACGAGGUUGGACAGGAAGUUCUUUGACAGAUGAGGAAUUAAAUAUGGUGCAAAGAUUUGGACCGGAUGAUGAAGUAGAUUCGGUUGGGUUUUUCUUUGCGUGUUUUUUAAAAAAAAUCUGAUGGGUAUUUUAUUUUACACAUUUUUGGAUUUAUUAUUUUUCAUUUUAUAUAAUAAAAAUUGCUAUAUUAA